Molecule: messenger RNA, 9400 nt
Organism: Stylophora pistillata
Lineage: Eukaryota; Metazoa; Cnidaria; Anthozoa; Scleractinia; Pocilloporidae
Molecular function (GO): protein binding; calcium ion binding
Source: RefSeq, a predicted model, not a curated record
GAGAAAAAGUCACUCACCUUUAUUAAUGUCUUCUCUUUUUCAGCGAUGAAUAUUAAUUUUUGUUCCUGAACAAAGCGAAAAUUAAACGAGGGAAGCGAUGCGCGUCUUCUUAUCAUAAGAGAUUCUAUGGCUCGUUGCUAAGCAACGAGGUUUUGUUUCACCCCCAACCAAUAUGACCGCUAAAAUCGUGGAAGGGUCUAUUUAAGAACGUUUUAAGAACUUUCCUCGGGAUGAGAGUCGAUUAAGAAUGUUUUGAUUUUGCUAUUCUGUAUAUUGAAUGACAAGCAUAAAAUCAAGGUAGCAAAUGUAACUUAACCAAAAUACUCAAUUAAUUAAGGGCAUGUUUUGUAUAACAUUAACAUCGGUGACACCCACCUCGGUUUGUCAUAAUCAGCAGUUCUUAUUUAUAACUGUUUCAAAUUAACUUCCACAUCAUAAAAGUCAUCAGGUGAUACAAAGUCUGAAAUAGUGCCUACCAUGUAAUUUGCGCACAUCUUAAGAAUGUUUUCAGCCUCGACUCGCAAAAAAAUUUAAGAACGUUCAGCCUCAGCUCCAAAAUUAGACGUUCUUAUAAAAAAAAAGAAAGAGUAUACUAGUUAGUUUUAUUUCCGUUUUAUAGGCCACGGAAUGUCGAUUUUAUCGAGUACUGGUUCUACCUAAUUCUAUAUUGUGCAAUGUGAAAGUUCAGAGUUUUCUCGUCUUGGUCGUGACAAUACUCUGAGUCUUGUAGUGGAAAGGGUAAAGGUCGCAAAAUUAUUCGAUCAUGAGCCCACGCGCAAAUUUGUUCUUGGUUACGUCAUUCUAUCACGCACGGCUAUGCAAACAUACUGUAAAUAUGUGCCAAACAUACAAUUUAUCAAAGUAAAUAACGAACCCCUCCUUAACCAACUGGAGGAAAAUGUGACCGUAGACUGGUCUUCUUUAGGGCGAUGACUAUUACUAUCCUCGACACCCCACUGAUUGACAGAGAGUCAACAAAAAUGAAAACACUGGACGUCAAUGAGUGUAAUACCCGACCAUGCCAGCAUACCUGUACCAAUACGUUCGGUAGUUUUACAUGCAGUUGUCAUUCGUGCUACACCAAAGUGGGUUUAAAAUGUGAGCUGAGGCAAUGUAAAAUCAACAACCAGUGUUAUGCGUAUGGCAGAGUGAACCCAAGUAACCAGUGUCAGAAUUGCAACAGUGCAAACAAGAAUGCUUGGACAAACGACAACAAUUUGCCGUGUAACGACCGAAAGGCAUGCACUAGAAAUGAUCGCUGUUCCAGUGGGGCUUGCUCAGGCACACCUUUCUCGUGCCUCUCUUGCGAGGAGUGCUACAAUGAUGCGUGCCGCGUGAAACCUGGAUACUGCGUGAUUAAUGAAGGUGGAAGACGACAGUGUUUUCGUCACGGAGCCUUACGACCAGGACAUCAAUGCCAGCAAUGCGACAGCAACUACAAUAAUAGGUGGACUAACAACAACAACCUUAGGUGCAGCGACAACAACUUGAAGACCAAAAACGACCGUUGCUCAAGUGGCACGUGCGUCUGCACGCCCUACAACUGUCUAUCAUGUGAAACGCAUGACGGCAGUGGCUGUCCGAUCAAAUCUGGAUUUUGCAUAAUACUGCAAGGAGGCCAAAGGACAUGCUAUGCCAAGAACCAAUACAAGCCUGGGAAUCCUUGUCAAUGGUGUAACCCUGGCAGUAGUAUCAGCACGUGGUCUAAUAGAGACGGUGUGGCAUGUGAUGACGGAAACGCAUGUACACGUGCAGACACGUGUCGAAGCGGCCAGUGCACAGCUACACCUUUCAACUGCAACUCAGAUUGUCAGUACUGUAAUGGCAACAGUUGCAGUCUGAAAACUGGAUUUGGUUUUGUGAACAGCAAGUGCAUGUGCAAGAUAGCAGGCCGGGACUACAGCCACCAAGCAGUGAGUCCAUCAAAUCAGUGUCAGUGGUGUGACUUGUACGAUACAGCAGCUCGAGCCAACAGUGCAUGGAGCAAUCGUCCAGCGGUACCUUGUGAUGAUGGAAACAAAUGUUCAAAACAAGACACGUGCAACGCUGGCAGAUGCGUAGGACAAGGUUACUCUUGCCAAGCAUCUUAUCCCUCUACAAGCUGUAUUCAAACCUCGCAGUGUGUAGGUGACGGAUCUUGCCGCGCGAUCAUGAGGCCAAUUGGAACAAUCUGCCGCCCGGCUGUGGACGCCUGUGAUCGCCCUGAACGGUGUGACGGACGCCUUGGAACAUGCCCAGGCGGUAAGACAGACAGCAUUACCUUGACUACUGGCACUGUACAGCUUCAGGACCAGGCAUUUAAGACAACCAUAUCUUUUCAGCACUCUACCGGUAAGCUUCACCUAAGGAUGUCCGGAUUCUCCUUUUUAUGCGGCCAAUUGACACUUAAGUGGUUCCUUCUACCAGCAUCCUCUGCUUGCAAUACCGUGUCCGGCGUAAAAGGAACGUUUUCGAAUGGUAACUUUCAACAAACGCUGACUGGACUAAAUCUUCAAGAUAACAGCAAAUACAAAGUUGCAAUACAAGCUUCUGAUAUGAGAAAGAAAAAUGCACAACUGGUCUGCAGCCGGGAGAUCACAAUUGACACAUCAAAACCACAAGGUGGGUGGAUCCGCGAUGGAGCUGGGGCUGACUUGAGCUACCAGGACACUAAAGUCUUGCAAGUAAACUGGGGAGGAAUUCAAACCAGACAUGGUGUUGCCAAGUAUGAAUGGAAAGUUCUCUCAAAAUCGUUUAGCACUAACCAGACAACCGAGCUCAUGGGUUUUACCAGCGUAAAUCUAAAUACUAACGCAGGUAAGACCUUCAAUGGCGUCACAGACGGUUCAAGGGUCACAUUCGUCGUUCGCGCUUUCACAAAAGCUGGUUUGUUUUCUGACAUCACUAGCGAUGGAGUUGUUAUUGAUACUUCCCCACCCGUGGCUGGCAAGAUCUAUGACGGAAGUCAACUUCGUGUAGAUCUCAAGUAUGCAAAAUGGACUACUACGUUCAGUGCAAACUGGGAUCGUUUUACCGACCCACAUUCCCCUAUCUCACGAUAUUCCUGGGCAAUUCAGAGAAUAGGAGGUGGUUUAAUCACGUCAUUUAAGACAACUGCUCUAAACCGCUCUCCCACUGCAAAUAAUCUGAAUCUCGUUUCUAAAGAAGGUUACUGUGCGGUAGUCAGAGGUUACAACGAGGCUGGUCUGUUUACCCAAGUCAAAUCCGACUGCGUGCUAAUUGACCAUGAUGCUCCACAAGCUGGUGUAGUAAAUGACGGACACUUCACUGAUAUAGACUACCAAUCCGACAAUACAUUGAUAGCAGCAAACUGGAAUGGUUUCGCAGACGGGAACAAAGGGAGCGGAAUCGUAGAGUACAAAUACAGAGUAACAGAUAGCAGUGGACGCGUUGUUGUGUCUUGGACGUCGACAGGAAAAGCAACAAACGUCACACAAACCGGACUGACGUUAGGAAACAACGCGAAGUAUUUCGUGACUGUUAAAGCGAUGGACGCAGCUGGUCUCACCACUGACGUCACUACGGAUGGCGUUACCGUGGACACGACUCAUCCAGUUUUCACUGGUAAAGUUAAAGUAACUGGCGAGGAUGACUUCAUAAAUGGAACUGCAUGUGUCUAUGUGUCAAGUGUCUCGUCAUUGUCAGUUGACUGGGCUGGCUUCUCUGAUGCUCACAGCGGUCUCAGGCGUUACGAUUGGGCUGUCAUGCCUCUUGGAAGAUCACCAUCAAACUCCGACUUCAAUUCAGUGCCAGGACCUCAUUUGUCGACCUCAGCUACGUUUACAAAUUUAGCACUAUCUCAAGGAAAACCGUAUCAAGUCAUCAUCAGAGCACACAAUGGUGCUAAACUGUAUAAAGAUGCCCAUUCCGUCACUGUCAUACCCGAUGCUACACCUCCAUCCCAAGGAAACGUUAACGAUGGACCAACAUCAGGAGUAGACAUCGACUAUCAGGCAGACGUGAAGCAUGUUUAUGGUUCCUGGACAAAGUUCCCAGAACCUCAUACUGAAGUCAAGCAGUACUAUUUUGCCGUCGGUAGCUGUAUCCCUGGUAACUAUCAUGUGACAGGAAAUACUUUCCUCAAGGUUAACCCUUCACAGGCCACUACCUUUAUGCUAACAAAUCUCACACUGGUCAAUGGUCAAAAGUACUGUAUUAAAAUAAAAGCUGAAAACAGAGCUGGAUUAAUAAGCUCCGAAGUUUCUACGGAUGGCUUUGUGGUUGACGUGACUCCCCCAAGCUUACAAAAUGCUCAAGUGCGUGACGGAAGUUCAGGCUCAGACAUCGACUAUCAAGAAAAUACCACGGCACUGUCAGCAGAAUGGGAUGGUUUCGCCGACCCUGAGUCUGGAAUCCAAUAUUAUGAGUAUGGAGUUAGCAGAAAUCGUGGAGGAGCUGUUGAUGUGUCUCCUUUUCAAAAUGCAGGGUUGAAUACCUCAGCCACCGUUAAUGGUCUUUCCCUGGCUGACGAUGUAUAUUAUUUUACUGUUUGCGCUGUGAACUUUGCUGGACUGCGCGACUGUAUGAGCUCUGACGGAGUGCUGAUUGAUUUUAGCCCUCCAAGCCAUGGUGUCGUGCACGAUGGAGUCAUUGAGCCAGAUCUUAAGUAUCAAUCUUCUCUAUCAGAUAUGGCUGCAAACUGGGAAGGAGUCUGGGACUUGGAAAGUGGAAUUCAACAGUUUGAGUGGAGUAUUGGUACAAGCGCGAAUGACAAAACCAGUGUUCAAGAUUACACGGAUGUUGGUCUUUCGACACAUGUCAGAAGUCAAGGAGUCCUUACUUUACUGAGUGGAACAAAAUACUAUGUGCAUUUAAAAGUGAAAAAUCAGGCUGGCGCUGUCAGGGAACUGGUUUCGGAUGGUGUCAUUGCAGAUGCAACUCCACCAAUACCGAGUACAAUUCUUCCAGGCUUUGGAUCACAGGCUGGGUGGAGGUACAACGAACAAGACAACACUUUCUACUCGGCUUCUGAAUCUGACAUUGCAGUUUACUGGAAGAGCUUCUCCGAGCCUGAAAGUGAACUUUGGUACUAUAAGUGGGCCAUAGGUACGAGUAAAUGUGGAACUCAAGUUCAACCAUUCAUAAACAUUGGCCGGUCCACCUACGCCAACACUUCGAUGACGAACCUAAUCUUUACGCCCGGUGUAAAAUAUUACGUCACUAUAACGUCUCGAAACCGAGCUGGUCUCGUCUCGCGAUCAUGUUCGGAUGCAUUGGUCUUUGAUGGCACACCACCGAAUCCGGGAGAAGUAAAAGUUAGACAAUCAUCAGGUCGAAAUGGAAGGAAAACAUUUGUCAGCAACAGUAGUAUCACUGUUUCCUGGGGCGAGUUUAACGAUAUGGAAAGUGGCGUGAAAAGCUGCAAUAUAUCCGUUAGGGACACAGCGGUACAACUUCUUUUUCUUGAGAAGAGCAAUGCAUCUUCGAGUAAUGUUUCGCUGAUUUCGAGUGUUCUUCUUCAUGGUGAAAGUUAUAAUGUCAGUGUAGUUUGCAUAAACAAUGCAGGUCUCGUUGCUUUUUCAACUGUCGAAUUUGCCGUCGAUAACACGCCACCUAUUCAGACAGGUCCCAUUAAAGCUGGGGUAUCACGCAAUCAAUCCUUUCAAUAUCAGUCAGACACAGAAUCCAUUGUAGCCACAUGGUCUCCGUUUGCCGAAUAUGAGAGUGCUGUCCUGAAUUACCGUUUUGCUAUCGGUACUCAGCCGUUCCAAGACGAUAUCGUCAGCUUUGAGAACGUACAACUAGCAACGCAGGUCACCAAGAACGACCUUAGCCUUUCCCAUGCGAACGUUUAUUACGUAACAGUUAUAGCAACGAACCUUGCGGGUUUAAGUAAAAACGUAUCUUCGCUUGGACUCAUUAUAGACACAACUCCUCCAUUAGCUGUUGACAGUGACAUCCACGAUGGCGUAGGUGGGGAUGACAUCGAAUACAUUUCUCCAAACAUGGCUAUUCAAGCCUACUGGGAGGACGUAAGAGAUCCAGAGAGUGGCAUUAUGGAAAGCAAGUAUUGUUUAGGGACCAAGCCUCGAGGCUGUCAGAUAAAAGCAAUGGCAAGUGUUGGAGCCAACUUAUCAUUCACCUGUCCGACCUGUCAUGCAUAUGCAGGGGAGAGAGUGUAUGUAACGGUGCACGUGACUAAUGGAGCUGGUAUUUCUGUGACUCGCAGCUCUGAUGGAAUGCUUUUGGAUGUAAGUCCACCGCUAAUGGGUGACGUCAUCGACGGAAACGAUUUAGCAGGAGUAGACUAUAACGUCGUUCUUGUGAACUGGAACGUUUCUAUGUCUUGGUUUGGCGUUGAAGAUGCCGAAAGUGGGGUGCGAUCAUGCAUGUGGGUAACCGUGGGCGAAGAUGGGAGCAAAAUCCAACAAGUUGACAUUGCCAAUAGCUCAACCUAUGGUAAAAGGAAAGCUUUUUCGAAUUCUCAAAGAUACGCGGAUCUUCCCUUCAUCAAAAACAUCACUUAUCACAAUGUGCUGACAUGUUGGAAUAACGCGGGUAUGCAGAAUACUGUUCGAUCCAAUGGCUUUCGAGUAGAAUAUGUCUGGCCCAUUCCAACGCAUGUCAGAGACGGAUCAGCGGAGGGUGCUGACCUGUACUAUCUAACCAGCGCAAAGAGAGUUGGUGCUCAUUGGGAUCCUUUCAUGGACGAUGCCGUUGAUCCAGUCGUUGAUUAUGCGUGGGGCAUAGGAACAGCUCCUGGUAAAGACGACGUUUCGCGUUUCAGUAGCAUUGGCCUGCCCACAAAUGUUGAGAAAAACCUGGUACCCAACGCACCAGGCCUCGAUGUCUUAACCUCAGGACAAAAGUAUUACAAUACAAUAAAAGCCAUCUCUGCCAGAGGACUCAGUAGUGUGGGCUCUUCUAAUGGUUUUACAGUAGACUCCUCCCCACCCUUUAUAACAGAGGUCACCACACAUCACGAAGUCAAGGACCAAGAACAAAAAAGUGUGGAAAUAUAUGUUUCCUGGAGUAAGACUAAAGACAAUGAAAGCGGUAUAAAAAGCAGUGCAUACUGUUUGGGAACAACACCUCUUACUUGUGUGGCUGAGACAAUACCCGCAGGUGUGUCUACUUCAGGUAUCAUUGGCCCAUUUAUGCCCCAAACUCGUGCUGCAUACCAUGUGACUGUGUUUGUUGUAAACAGAGCUGGUUUAACAUCUGUUAUGUCGUCCGAAAAGCUGAUAUUUGACACAACACCACCGUCCUUGGGUAUUGUGAUAGACGGAAUUUGCCAGGAUAUCGACUUUACAAAUUCAACGAGUACCUUUGCAAUUCAAUGGAGAGGUUUUAAAGAUGAAGAAUCCGGUGUCACUGGGUGUUCUUGGGCACUGAUAGAACAGUCAGCGUCGGAUAACAGUUCCUCUUUUGGAAAUGACACAGUUGUUGUGCGAAAAGCCGUGGACAGCGGUGGGAACUUUACUGCGGGAAAUGUUAGUCUUGUUCCCGGCGCUCGCUACAUCAGUCGAGUAACCUGUACAAACGGUGAUGGCUUCAGUAGCACUUCAUCUUCUGAUGGUGUUAUUGUCGACGUCACUCCACCAAAUGCUGGUCUAAUUCACGACGGAUCAUCUCUCCUCUUUGAUAUUCAGUUUCAAUUCUCAACAACGGCAGUCACGGCAAUAUGGGAACCAUUCCGCGACCACGAGAGCGGUCUAGCAAAAUACCGCUGGGGCCUUGGAACUACCCCUGAUAAUGUUGACGUCUUAGAGUUUAAGGACGUCGGCAUGAAGACUUCAGCAAUUGCGGAGAACCUUACCCUUACACAUGGGGUAAGGUACUACAUUACAGUUGAGGCCACAAAUGGUGCUGGAAUGACGUCACAUGGAUGGUCUGAUGGCUUCAUCGUCGAUAACUCACCCCCUGAAUUGACAGAGCUUUCGCGGGGUUCUCGCUUGUGGCUUGGACCCGGAGGGAAACUUACAGCAUCCUGGAAAUCCCUAGAUCCCGAAAGUGGCAUAUCCAAAACUGAAUUUUGCGUAGGAACUUCAUCCAAUGGCUGUCAGGUUAAAUCCAUGACCAAACUAACCAACAACGGAACAGGAAUAACUUGCAAUGACUGUGAGUUAAGACACCAAGAAACAUAUUACAUUACCAUACGAGUUCAGAACGGAGCAGGGCUGUCUGCAUUGGCAACAACGGACGAAGUAAAAGUGGACCUCACUCCACCGUCUGUUGGUCAGGUGCUGCCGGCCACUGAUGUAACAUCGUGUGUGACAAACUGCACCCUGGUCUCUAACGUAACCUUCUUCCAGGAUGCUGAAAGUGGUGUGACAGCAUGCAGUUAUGCCAUACGAAACAGUACUGACUUGACUGGCGACUUUGUAAAUAAUGGUUUGAAAACAACCAUAGCAGCAACAGGGCUCCUGUUAGUGGCAGGUGAAAGGUACUACACCGUUGUGAGAUGCGAAAACAAAGUUGGACUUGUCACAGAAAGAGCAUCUACUACACCAGUCUUGGUUGAUGACACUCCACCUACUAAGGGUUCGGUAAUAGUAAGCCCAGACCGCACGCAUGACGUUUUUGGACUUCACUCCAGCUGCCACCUAUUCAACAAAACACUGCGGGCUCACUGGUUUGGGUUUUGGGACGAAGAAUCAGGUUUGAGCGGAUUUCGCGUUGCAGUUGGCAGACAUCCAAACGCAACAGACGUUCUUUCAUUCAAAGAUGUUGGCAUCACAGCAAAUGUCACGCUACCUCUUUAUGGCACAAGUGGGUUGUUUGAAGGAGACAUUGUGUACGUGACAGUCGAAGCACGCAAUCCAGCAGGCCUGGUUACGCAGAGUACAUCACCUCCUACAAGAUUGAUUUCAGCAAAUAACGACGAGUAUUUGGCGCAAGGAGACUUUUUCUGUUAGAACGUUUAAAAGGACAACAUGACGAACAGAUGGCUAGAGCUUUUAGAACGGCUAUUAUAAAUUUAUUCCUUGAUUUUCAGAAGUCCUAGAAAACCCUGAUCGAGGUGUAGAAAAAGUUAAGUGAAUUGAAAAGUAAGAGAUACUAAUGAAUUAGAUACCCAAACGUAAAGAAUGAAAAAUAGGAAUAGCACGCGGCGAAGUGGAAAGCACCGACAUGUGUAGUUGCGUUACGCCUGCACGUCACGUUUGAAGGACAAAUCACAUAAGUUGUUUGCGCAACGUAGCCGAUUCACGCGUAAUAUUGUUCGCUUCGUUUAGAUUCAAUUCUGUCUUGCAGAAAGAAGUUAGCUUCCCAAGAAAGUGACCGUAAUCGAAACCUUUCGUCCGUGAUACUUGUAACUUUCAUUUCAUAUCGAAGAAGUUGUAAGAUUUUCUACAGAAAUGGCAAGUUCAAAUUAAAAAAAGGUAGCAAAUAGACCGUUGUACAUCAGAAAAUAUGCCAAAUAAAGCGACUAAAAGUGAAUACUCGGAUUCACAGAUAA